Molecule: messenger RNA, 1089 nt
Organism: Adineta steineri
Lineage: Eukaryota; Metazoa; Rotifera; Eurotatoria; Adinetida; Adinetidae
Source: the annotation of a GenBank genome assembly
AUGUCUAAUAUAUCAACCACUACAUUAGAAGUUUUUCCACCUGAAAUAUUUCUUGAAAUAUUUUCGUAUAUGAAUGGCUAUGAUAAUUAUAAAGCAUUUUAUGGUCUUAAUCAUCGUUUAUCAACAUUAAUAUUAACCUAUGGCAUGAAAUAUAUCGAUAUAAGCGAAACAACAUUCAAUGAAAGUCGAAAGAUGUUUUCAACUAUAAAUUGUUCACAUGUGAAUAGUCUUAUAUUAUCUAAUGAAUAUUAUGAUGAACAGAUAGAUCAAAUUUUAGAUAAUAGUUGUUUUCUAUUGAACAGUAUGGUUUCUUUAAAUACAUUAAUGUUUGAUUCGAUUGGAUUACAUACCAUGCAUACACUAACUCAACAACAUUUUCAGUUAGACAAUCUAAAAACAUUGGUAAUAUCAUUUCGAUCUGAUUUAUGUGUAGAAAAAGCAUCAGAUAUGUGCAGAACUGUUCUUUAUAGUUUUUGUUCUCGUUUUAGAUCAUUAAAAUACUUAUAUUUAUUGGCAUCAAAGGGUAAUGAAAUUAUUUAUCGUAGUGGAAAAGUAUUUCUUAAUGAUUCUCUGUCAUCAACAGAAAUAUCUUCAACUCUGCAACGUUUAUCCAUAUUUAACAUAGAAAUUAAUGAUAUAGAAAACAUACUUUCACGUUUUCCAAAACUUCAGUACUUAUGUGCAAAUAUUAGAUUAAGUGGACGUAUUACUGAUUAUCCUUUAUCAUUAAAUUUAAUUGCUUGUGAUUUAUCAGUAGAUUCAUCUACACUAGAAUUACUUGUUAUCUUAUUGAAACAAUGUCCUAAUUUAAAAAAAUUAAUACUUUAUUUUUCUCCCACAAACUAUGAUGAAUUAGAUAGUUAUAAAUGGGAAGAUUUAAUUGAAAAAUAUUUAUUAAAACUUAAACAAUUCACAUUACAUAUACUCUUAUUUUAUAUGGAAAUGGAUAUCGCUCAAGCUUUAAUUGAAAAUAACUUUUUACAAAAUCAAUUUUGGUUAGAUCGAAAAACAAAAAUUGAAAUCAUUGAUGGUGAAUCAACAGAUAAUGAUAAUACUGGAAGAAAAAUUAUGAUUAAAUUUUCAGCUUAA